Messenger RNA from Aspergillus luchuensis, 1668 nucleotides. RefSeq names its product DEAD/DEAH box helicase. The transcript has 7 exons. Gene Ontology annotation, molecular function: ATP-dependent chromatin remodeler activity; ATP binding. The record is from RefSeq and is a predicted model, not a curated record. The coding region runs from base 1 to 1668 and encodes 555 amino acids. Lineage: Eukaryota; Fungi; Ascomycota; Eurotiomycetes; Eurotiales; Aspergillaceae.
AUGAUCGCCAGUAUAGUGACAGGCUUAUCCUGCGUUGAAGCAACAUUGGAAACCCCAGCAGAUACGAUUCCGGUUCCUGUGAAGUCCACACUUGUUGUCGUGCCCACUGAACUAAUACUUCAAGGCUGGAUUGAAGAAGUUGAAAAACAUGUUACUCCAGGAACCCUGCAAUGUUACAAGUAUCAUGGUUCAAAGCGUCAGUUCUCGCUCGCAUCGCCUCCUCUUAUCGUACUUGCAACAUACGACACUGUUGCAGCAGAAUUCAGUAAAAGCGAGGGGGGGGGCGUUCUCAAACAAGUUCACUGGCACAGGUUGAUUCUCGAUGAAGCUCAUUAUAUACGGAAUGAGGACACACUUGCGUUUCAGGCGGUCAACAGCCUUUCAGCCUCUAUCCGAUGGUGCACAACAGGGACCCCAAUUCAGAAUUCACUCCACGAUCUCGCGUCACUCGUUCGGUUCCUCCGCGUCCCCUACUUGGACAGCCAUGCGGCCUUUCACGAACACAUAGCUAAAUUGUCGUCCUCCGCAUCAGCCGACGACAUUUGUCAUCGACCCCAUCGGAACCUGGAACUUCUUCUGGCGGUGAUCUGCUUGAGGCGUAGAUUUUCCACGCUAUUCCCGGAUCUUCAAAGCACCGCCAUCACUUACCGCUUAUCAUUCUCCGAGGUGGAACGCAGAGCCUACAAUGAGCUUACUCGGGGUUGCAACGGGCAGCUCAUGGCCGCAGUCAGCAUGCGAAUGUUCUGCAAUACCGGAAUGAGCAGUAUAUGUCUCGGAGGAGAGGUCAAGGACUACGACGGUGAUGAUCAGCGGUCGUCGUUGGACACAGUGGUCACGUUGCCCCAGCGGGGCGAAGUCAAUAUCCGCUCGACUUACAACACGAAAAUCCUGACGUCGGAUUCUGAGGAUGAUGUAAGCGAUAGUCAACCGUCAUCGCCGGAUUCCUUGUUCUCACUUGGCCCCCGCCAUACGUUGGAAUGUCAGGCAUUUGCUCAGACCAAGGCCGGCCUUGUCGGGGAGGGAGAGAGCCUAUACGACCUGGGGACUCCAAAUACGACAACUACAACGACGGCGGCAACAACACCCCUCCCUUGCGAUAAUGAAAUGGAAGACUGCGGGCAGAGUGAGAUUGCUGGACCGGGGUUCCCCCUUCUGGUUGAUAUGUCCCAGGCGGGCUUUAUCUAUCCCUCCAAGUUAGUGACUUUACUUGCCAACAUCCGGGAGAACUAUUUGGAGGAUAAAAGCAUAGUUUUCUCUUUCUGGACACGGAGCCUCGAUCUCGUUGGCCGAAUGUUCAACGAAAAUGACAUCUCCUUUUGUCGAAUUGAUGGCAGAAUGGACUCAAAGCAACGUCAGUCUGUGCUUAGAGAUUUCCAAUGCAACCCAGAUGUACGGGUACUUUUGAUCACGAUAGGGGCAGGCGCUGUAGGCUUGAAUAAUUUGACCGUCGCAAAUAGAGUACACCUACUGGAACCACAGUGGAACCCGUCGGUUGAGAGUCAGGCAAUCGGUCGCGGUUUACGCCAGGGUCAGGAUAAGCAUGUUUAUGUUAGUCGCUAUAUCAUGAAAGGAACGAUUGAGGAGUCGAUAGAGCAUAGACAAUCAGAGAAGAAGCAGCUCUCAUUAGAUGAGCGUGAAAUACAAAAGAGGGACAUGUUGAUAUAUUAG